Molecule: messenger RNA, 2568 nt
Organism: Archocentrus centrarchus (flier cichlid)
Lineage: Eukaryota; Metazoa; Chordata; Actinopteri; Cichliformes; Cichlidae
Product: eyes absent homolog 4-like
Biological process (GO): multicellular organism development; positive regulation of DNA repair; negative regulation of extrinsic apoptotic signaling pathway in absence of ligand
Cellular component (GO): nucleus
Molecular function (GO): protein tyrosine phosphatase activity
Source: RefSeq, a predicted model, not a curated record
AGGUCUAUGGAAAUGCAGGACCUAGCCAGUCCUCAUAACCGUGUGGGAGGUGGAGAUUCAACAGGCUCCAAGCUGGACAACAACCUUGGCAGCCCCUCUAUCACCACCAAUGGAACAGGAGUGAAAACAGAGCCUUUGAACAACAGCGAUACAGUUACUACGACAGGCGACACAGCGCUGGACACAUACGCAGGCUCAGUAAUCACCAGCAGUGGAUACAGCCCUCGUUCAGCCCACCAGUACUCUCCUCCCCUCUACCCGUCCAAGCCCUACCCCCACAUCCUCUCCACGCCGGCAGCCCCUUCCAUGCCGACGUACACCGGCCAACCUCAGUUCAGCAGCAUGCAGCAAUCAACCGUCUAUACUGCUUAUUCUCAGACAGGCCAAGCCUAUGGAUUGUCUACCUAUGACCUCGGUGUGAUGCUUCCCGGCAUAAAAACAGAAAGCGGCUUAGCCCAGAGUCAAUCUCCUCUGCAGACAGGCCUCAGCUACAGCACCGGCUUUACUACACCUCAGCCUGGACAGACUGCGUACUCACCCUAUCCAAUGCCAGGUUCCAGUUUCACUCCUUCCUCAGGCCUCUACACCACUAACAACUCAGUGUCCAACCCCGCCAACUACACUGCCACACAGCAGGACUACCCCUCAUAUACGACAUUUGGCCAAAACCAGUAUCCUCAGUAUUAUUCCACCUCCCCUUACGGGACCUAUAUGACCUCCAACAAUGUGGAUGGCACAGGCUCCACAGCAGCCUACCAGCUGCAAGAUCCUACCCCCGCCAUGACCGGACAGGCUGCUGAACUUCACCCAGGGGACUUUGAUACAGUGCAGAGCCCUUCCACACCCAUCAAAGAGCUGGAUGACAGAGCCUGCCGGAGUGGGGGGUCUAAGUCUCGGGGCAGGGGCCGCAAAAACAACCCCUCCCCUCCUCCCGAUAGUGACCUGGAGAGGGUUUUUGUGUGGGAUCUGGAUGAGACGAUCAUUGUCUUCCAUUCUCUGCUCACAGGCUCCUAUGCACAAAAAUAUGGCAAGGACCCUCCCAUGGCGGUAACACUGGGUCUGAGGAUGGAAGAGAUGAUCUUCAACUUGGCUGACACACACUUAUUUUUUAAUGACCUGGAGGAAUGUGAUCAGGUACAUAUUGAUGACGUGUCGUCAGACGACAACGGCCAGGACUUAAGUACUUACAGUUUUGCAACUGAUGGCUUCCAUGCAGCUGCAACCAGCGCAAACCUGUGCCUGGCUACGGGUGUCCGCGGCGGGGUCGACUGGAUGAGGAAACUGGCCUUCCGCUACCGACGAGUCAAAGAGUUGUAUAGCACGUACAAAAACAAUGUGGGGGGUUUGCUGGGUCCUGCUAAGAGAGACGCCUGGCUGCAGCUCAGAGCUGAAGUGGAAGCUCUGACUGACUCCUGGCUCACCCACGCACUCAAGUCCCUGUCCAUCAUCAGCUCCAGGAGUAACUGUGUAAAUGUGUUGGUGACUACAACACAGCUCAUACCAGCGCUGGCCAAAGUUCUCUUAUAUAGUCUGGGAUCUGUUUUUCCUAUUGAGAACAUUUACAGUGCAACAAAAAUAGGAAAAGAGAGUUGCUUUGAACGCAUAAUGCAAAGGUUUGGCAGGAAAGUAGUGUAUGUUGUAAUUGGGGACGGUGUGGAAGAGGAGCAGGCGGCCAAAAAGCACAACAUGCCUUUCUGGAGGAUAUCAAGUCACUCUGACCUGCUGGCAUUACAUCAAGCACUGGAGUUUGAGUACCUGUAACUAUUAUAGCAGUAUGGACUCACUGCAUUGUCACAUGGACACAGUCAGCCAGGCAGCCCCUUUCUUUUGUAUAACUAUUUAAGAACACACAACACUGCAAGUGUUUCAUUUUCAUUUCCUGUCUUGUUUUUUGAAUGUCUGGAUUUACAAACUCAUAACGGUCUUAAGAAACAAAGAGGUUAAAGGAGGUAAAGAAGAGGAAAGUGGGAUUGGGACAAGCUACCCGACACACACUUGCUCAGCCCUCCUGGUCCUGAUGCUGGGGACAGGCCUCUGAAAAUCCAGCCUGCUAUUCUUGCAGCUGUAGCAGGCUAAAACUGUCAAGGCUUAAGACCUUCCUUGGACUGGGAGGAUGUUUUUCCUUGAGAUCUAGUUUGUGGUCAGAGCACCCAGGUUGAAAUGAGGACUUGUGGCGUCACCUGGGAGGAAAUAUCCAACACCUAUGCAUUAAUUUGAAGGCUUCGCUGUACAGACCACAUCAUGUAUACUGGGAUAAUGGCUUUUUUUUGUAAGGGUUUUGUUCUUGGUGGUAUAAUAAUCACAACACAAGAAUGCAGUCUGUGUUAGAAAUUUGUGUAAAUUAUUUACAGUAAAUUUACAUGACAGUGGUAGGGUUUUUUUUUUUUUUCUUGGUCGAGGAAUGGAAAUUUUGAGGAUCUUGUCUUUCUUCUGGCUUUUGUAUUUUGGUUUCUUUCUGGUGGGUGGGGCUUGAAGAUGUGCGUCAUGAUGUGUUGUGCCUUAAUGUGUUUGAAUGUCUUUUCUUUAUUCAGAAAUGUCUAUGUAUGUAGAUAUAAAGGAGAAAACCUA